Molecule: messenger RNA, 564 nt
Organism: Seminavis robusta
Lineage: Eukaryota; Bacillariophyta; Bacillariophyceae; Naviculales; Naviculaceae
Source: the annotation of a GenBank genome assembly
AUGGGCUGCGGAUCAUCGACUCCUGAAGCCCCGGCGAAUCCCGACGUUCCCACAGACGGUCCCAAUCCGAAAGUGUAUUUUGAAAUUUCAAUUGGCGGAGUGGAAGUGGGUCGCAUCACCAUGGAAUUGCGAAAGGAUGUAGUGCCUCGAACGGCAGAGAAUUUCAGAGCCUUGUGUACGCAUCAGUAUGGCUUUGGCUUCAAGGGAUGCAGCUUUCAUAGAAUCAUUCCAGAGUUCAUGUGUCAAGGAGGAGAUUUCACCAAUCACAAUGGAACGGGAGGAAAAUCCAUUUUUGGAGAAAAAUUCAAAGAUGAAAAUUUUGAAUUGAAACAUACGGGACCCGGUACUCUCAGUAUGGCCAAUGCCGGCCCCAACACCAAUGGAAGUCAGUUCUUCCUCUGCACGGAAAAGACAGAAUGGCUCGAUGGAAAACAUGUCGUCUUUGGAAAAGUUAUUGAUGGAAUGGAUAUUGUCCGGAAAAUGGAAAAAGUUGGGUCCAAGCCACAAGGAACCACCAAGAAGGAAGUCCUCAUUCAUGAUUGUGGUGAAGUCAAGGAGGAAUAG